AUGGUGCACUUCUCGCCUCAGGUCGCCACACAUAAUAAGUCGCUUGCCUUGGCGGUGCCUUUUGCAAGGGCACCUCGCCACAUGUGCUCAAGGCGUCCAAGGGGCACUAUGCCUUGCCUUAUGCCAUGCUUAUAUGGAGAUGUGCACUUUCCUCUUUUGCAGAUUUGUGUGUGGUGUUGGCAUCACAUAAUGGACAUGGCUGAGAAGGAUGAGACUCAAGGGCGUUGUCCCGCAUGUCGCAUUCCUUAUAACAAGGAAAAGAUUGUUGGGACAGCUGCAAAAUGUGAAAAGCUGGUUACGGAGUUGAAUGUGGAAAAAAAGCUUAAGUCACAGAGGGGAAAGGGAAAAACUUUGGAAGGAAGGAAGCAACUUGAAAGUGUGCGAGUCAUCCAGCGGAAUCUCGUCUAUAUUGUAGGCUUGCCUUUGAAUUAUGCAGACGAGGAUAUUCUACAGCGCAAAGAUUACUUCAGUCAGUAUGGAAAGGUGCUGAAGGUGUCAAUAUCUAGAACAGCAACCGGUGCUAUACAACAGUUUGCAAAUAAUACAUGCAGUGUAUAUAUAACAUAUUCAAAGGAGGAGGAGGCAGUUCGGUGUAUUCAAUCAGUACAUGGAUUUGUAUUGGACGGGAAAUCUUUGAGGGCAUGCUUUGGGACGACAAAAUACUGUCAUGCAUGGCUGAGAAACGUGGCAAGGAAAUUGCUUGUGGAUGUACUGCAAGGGAAUAGAGUUCAGCAAAUAAAUGGGUCGUCAAAUAGUAUUCAACAGCUUGCAGGGAGUGUGUUACCACCUCCAGGAGAUGAAUACUGUAAUAAUAGCUCUACUUCUGGGAAGCCUAUAACUAAAGCUGCUACAAAUACAAAUCAGAAUGAAGCAAGCAGUGCUAUAGUUUCUCCGCAGAAGAGUAGCUCAGGAAGAUCUGCUGCUCUUCCAGCUGGGGCAUCAUGGGGCACUCGUCCAAACUCCAAUGUGCCACCUAAUCAGAAACCUGAUAUUUCUAAUGGUCCAGUGACAAUUUCUAAGAAAACGUCAAGCACCAGUCAACUUUCGUCAUUGCAGAUUGAUACUGGAAAGAAGAAGAUCCAAAAUCAAGAGAACAUCAUAUCUCUAAAUAAAACUAAGGAAACUUCUAUUUUGAAAGAAAAGGAAUCGAAUGAGGAUUGCCGAAUACCUGUUCUCGAUGGUCUGGUGGCAUCUGUAAAUCUUGUGAAUUUGUCCUCAAGUAGACUGCCUCGCAGCCCACCAAAAGCCAACCAGACACCAGAUUCUUCUCGUAUAGUUGACUCUUCUGUAUCGUCAACUGGGCCCAUGCCAGUUGAUAAGUCCAUUGAUCAUGCAGAUAGAAACUCUGAAAAUGUAUGCUGUAGUAUUUUAUCAAUGAGCAUUCAUGAAAGUCAACAGGUCCAGAAUGGCUUUGUUGAGCACAAUAGUGAACCACUGAUUCGUCAAACGUCUGCAAAAACUGCAAAUACCAUCAAUGGUAGAUGCGGUUCAAACGUCCAGUUUGAUUCUGGACUUGUAAUGCAGAGUAAAGUAGCACAAGUAGACUGGCAUGAAAGGGAGGAUGAUGUGUUAUCUUUUGAUAACCAAAGGAUUAAUGAUCCUGAGGUUUCUACUGUUGGAAUGCAAGACUUUCCUGAUGUAUUAAAUUUAUCAAAGCAUUCUAAUUCUCAUUCUCAUGGAUUUAAUAGUGAUGGCUGGGCAGUUCCUAUUGGUUUAGACAGGCAGGUUGUAGAUGGGAAUUCAGUGGUUCCAACUCUUAAUUUCCCUAUUGCACACUCUAAAAAUUUACUGAACAGAUCUGAGGGUAAUGAUGCUGGGAAUUUCAAUUUGUUUCCACUCACGGAGAGGCCUCUGAUUGGGAGAUAUGAAGGUGAAGUAUCUAGUUCUGGUGUCGAUAUGGGGGAAAGCAGCAUAAUAUCAAAUAUUUUAUCAAUGGAUUUUGACCCGUGGAAUGAGUCCUUAAAUUCACCUCAGAACCUUGUCAAGUUGUUGGGUGAAACUCAUAAGCAAGAAGGGUCAUUUGGAGUAUCUGGUCCUUGGAAAAUUCAUAAUAGCAAUCAGUCAAGGUUUUCAUUUGCUAGAGAAGGGGAAACCGCGAACCAUGUCUCAGGUUCUGGACAAUCUAUUGAUUACUUUGAACAAUCAUUUAAGCAGCGCCCGUUUGGCCAUGAUAUAUGCAGCGGCAACAGCCUGUACUUGGAGAGGUCAGGUAGUCGCAAUGGUUUACCUGUUUUUGGUGGCGCAGGACUAGAUAAUAUUGCCAGCAGUAAUUCUCAUAUUUCUUCUAACAAGCUCGCUGAUUCAAGAUCUCAUGUAUUUGCCCCUCCAAGAUUUUCAGUUCCUAGUCGAGCAGCGCCACCUCCAGGCUUUGCAUCUCAUGGAAGGACAGAACCAAUUUUUGAACCACUUUCUGGAAAUCAUAUGCACGACGCUUCUUCUACUUUACUAACAAACCAGUAUCAGACAUCCCAAGAUAGUAAUGCUUUUAGCAAUGGUGAUAUCGAGAUCAUGGAUCCUGCAAUUUUGGCUGUUGGCAAAGGUACACUUCCAGGUAGCAUUAACAACCUUGGUAUGGACAUGAGGUCUAAUUUUCCUCCACAAGUGACUAUGUACGAAGAGUCAAGAUUCCAGUCUCUUUUACAAAGAUCUCUCCUCUCACAUCAGAACCAAAGAUUUAAUAAUGACUUGGGGGACAAGUUUUCUUCACUUGGCGAUGCUUAUGGACUUCAUUCUAGGUUAUUAGCAGAUCAAACUCUAUCAAAUAAUCUUACCCCGUUUUCUCAGUUUAACCUGUCUCAUCCGAGGAAUGGAAUAAGUCCUAAUGGACAAUGGCAUGAGUGGAGUGAAAUCCACAGUGUGAAUAAUUCCGGUAUGGCCGAACUGCUAAGAACCGAGCAGCUCGGAUUGAAUAAGUUCUAUGGUGGUUUUGAAGAUGUCAAGAUCCAAAAUCCCAGUUCAGGCAAUAUAUACAACAGGACAUAUGGGAUUUAAUUUGAAGAUUCUGCUUGGUUCAUGUGGUUGAUUCCAUUUUCCUUUGAUAAACCCAGAAUCAUGGAUUUAAACGGAAGGACCUCAAUAUAUUCAAUUGCGGAUGUUAUGGUGUGAAGAAGCUAUCGAGAAGUUUUUCCUACAUGGAGAUGGGGUUAUUGUUUGUCUGACUGGGAUACUUUCUGGUUGGUGGAGGAUCAAACCUUUCUCAAGACGGGUAGUCGGAAGCCAACAGGUGAAAAAAAUUGAGACUUAAACUUGAUGUGAAGGCUGGGUAACAAAGGUUGUGUACGACAGUCUUAAUUCUACUCGUAGUUUUGUUUAUGGGGAAGAUAUCUGAUUAAUGGUUUCAGACGAAAGUAGAUGCCUGUUAACAAUUGAUCCCUAUAGUGGAUACCUUUUACUAGUGUACCAACGUUGGAAUAUAUGAUGUUUCAAAAUUAUUGAUUAAAAGUCAGCAAAUGCAUUAUGUUCUCGCAGAAUUUUACCUUCUGAAUGUUGAAACUUAGUGAUAAUUGUACAGAAUCUGUGGGGCUAAAGAAUUUGUGGGGUUCCCGAGCAAGCUGCGAAAGUUUCGGAGAAAUGGCGUGUAUUUUGGUUGUGUAGUGUACAGCUCAUUUGUGUACAUUAUGGAUACUGUUCGCUCCGUCUAAAAUGUGACAAUCUUAUAGUUUAAACUGAAAUUUUAUAUAUAGCGCGAAAAAUUUAUGGUUUAAACCGAGGUUUAAUU
This is a messenger RNA of Striga asiatica, 3718 nucleotides long. Lineage: Eukaryota; Viridiplantae; Streptophyta; Magnoliopsida; Lamiales; Orobanchaceae. The record is from the annotation of a GenBank genome assembly.